Messenger RNA from Helobdella robusta, 948 nucleotides. RefSeq lists its product as hypothetical. The record is from RefSeq and is a predicted model, not a curated record. The transcript has 3 exons. Bases 1 to 948 code for a protein of 315 amino acids. NCBI's taxonomy places the organism in Eukaryota, Metazoa, Annelida, Clitellata, Rhynchobdellida, Glossiphoniidae.
AUGUCAAAAAGAAAAAGCGUUUAUCGUGAACAGUUUCAACUGACUUUCCAGGGAUUAAAAAAAAAAACUGCUGCAGCAGAAGGAGCAUUUGCAUAUCAUGUCGCUUUUCACUCGUUAUCGUUUAAAGCUGCAGAUUGUACAAAUCGUUUAAUUUCAACUGUUUUCGCUGAAUCGGAAACUGGUCGGAAAUUUUCAUCUGCUCAAACAAAAACGCAGGCAAUCAUUUCAAGAAUAUUGGCUCCGAAAUCAAUUGAGAAUCUUUUAUCUGAAUUGGGCAGCGAGCCGUUUUCUAUUGCAACCGACUCGUCAAAUUUUAAAGAAAUCAAAACAUUCCCUAUCAUUAUUCGGUAUUUUUCGCAUGAAGGAUUGAAAUUAUGGGGUGGCUUAAAAUCACUAGUUCUAUCAACGGAUGACAUUCCAAAGGUUCUGGAAAAUUUAUUCUCUGAUGAUUCAAAUGAAAUCUACUUCUGGUUUCUACAGAGCUCAUUGCAGCUGUUUCGGCAAACUUUGCUGAUACUUGAAAAAAAAAGACUUGUGCUUCCUGAAAUGAUAGAAUCUGUCGAAAAUCUGUCACAAAAACUCACUGACAGGAUGCAGAAAAAUUUUGUUGGUGCCAUGACUCAAUCAAAGUUGCAAUCAUUAGAGGAUUCUAAUUUGGCUAAUCGCAUAGAAAAGGAGUUUUCAACAUUUUAUUCGACAUCUGUUGAUUACAUUCAGAAGUGGUUCAGAAUUACUGAUUAUCCGUCUUCUUCUAAGUGGUUAAUGCUGAAAUCUGUCGAUACAAUUUUGUAUGAGGAUAUUCGAAAAUCUGCAGAGUUUCUAAUGCCAGAAAUUUCUGUGAAAGAUUCUCUGUUUGAUGAAACGAGUCUUCUAAUUUCACUGUUGAAAGAUUCAAAAGAAAGUUUCCACGAAUUGCCCAUUGAUAUAAAAUGGACUAUUCUGUUUUAA